AUGGCGGGGUCUCAUUUAGUGCCCGCUGGAGUCUCGCCUGAAGCGUAUGCUAUGGCUCUCCAUCACGCACACGCUCAUCGGGUCCAAGCCUGUAUGCCACUAGGUGGUCAUAUGCUACAGACGACGCCUCCACCACCGCUGCCACAGCAGUCCAGCCAGACACCUGGUCAUCCUUACACACAGUACACUCAUUCAAACACCCAUCAUAGUCAGUCCCAGCAGCAGCAACAACAA
This is a messenger RNA of Protopolystoma xenopodis, 234 nucleotides long. Lineage: Eukaryota; Metazoa; Platyhelminthes; Monogenea; Polystomatidea; Polystomatidae. The record is from the annotation of a GenBank genome assembly.